GCAGGCCUCAGUGAGCGCGUCGCCUGCGCCGCCCGUGCGGCCUGGCCAUGGCCGACCGCGGUUGCCUGCUGGAGGCGGCGCCGCUGCCCCCCGAGGUGCGCGAGAGCCUGGCAGAACUGGAGCUGGAGCUGUCGGAAGGUGACAUCACUCAAAAAGGAUAUGAAAAGAAAAGGGCGAAGCUGCUGGCACGAUAUAUUCCACUCAUUCAAGGAGUAGACCCAUACCUGCAAGCAGAGAAUCGACUGUCUGGGCCCUCCCUGACAACAGCUGCACCCAAACCACAGAAGUCCCGGCCCACCAACUCCAGGGACGAGCGCUUCCGGUCAGAUGUCCACACUGAGGCUGUGCAAGCAGCUUUGGCCAAAUACAAGGAGAGGAAGAUGCCUAUGCCUUCAAAAAGACGUUCUGUCCUUGUGCAUUCAUCUGUGGAGACCUACACCCCUCCAGACACGUCAUCUGCCUCAGAAGAUGAGGGCUCUUUACGGCGACCUGGGCGACUCACCUCCACUCCGCUCCAGAGCCAUCCUGGCAUUGAGCCCUGGCUCGACCGGGUCAUUCAGGGCUCGUCCACCUCAUCCUCUGCAUCCUCCACCUCAUCUCACCCGGGAGGGAGACCCAACGCUGCUCCCAGUGCCGCCACCACGCUCUCAGGCCUCGCGGCCCACGCCCACAUAGAUGUGCACUCUGCCCCUCCUGAUGUCACCACCGGCAUUGUGCAGCACUCGCACUGUGAGCGGCCUCAGGUGGCCUCGGUGAGAGGUGUCCCUCGAGGGUACAGUGGCAGCGUCCUGGAAACGGCAGGUGGUGUCCCUGUGAACAGCAGAGUGUCCUCCAAAAUCCAGCAGCUUUUAAAUACCCUGAAGAGGCCAAAGCGCCCUCCUCUGAAGGAGUUCUUCGUAGAUGAUUUUGAGGAAUUAUUGGAAGUUCAGCAACCGGAUCCAAAUCAGCCAAAGCCUGAGGGAAGUCAGAUGGUGGUGCUGAAAGGAGAGCCCUUGGCGGUGGGGACCUCCUGGCCCCCGUCGCUGCUGGCUGCGCUGCAGCGGUGGGGCACUACACAGCCCAAAGCCCCCUGUCUGACUGCGCUGGACACGGCAGGGAAGCCCGUCUACACUCUCACCUAUGGCAAACUUUGGAGUCGGAGUUUAAAACUGGCUUAUACUCUUCUUAACAAACUGACCAAUAAGAAUGAACCACUUCUUAUGCCCGGAGACAGAGUGGCACUCGUGUUUCCAAAUAAUGAUCCCGUGAUGUUCAUGGUUGCGUUUUAUGGGUGUCUCCUGGCGGAGCUGGUUCCUGUCCCCAUAGAAGUGCCGUUAACAAGAAAGGAUGCAGGCAGCCAGCAGGUCGGGUUUCUGCUGGGCAGCUGUGGCGUCGCCCUGGCCCUCACUACAGAUGCUUGUCAGAAGGGCCUCCCCAAAGCGCAGACAGGAGAGGUGGCGACUUUCAAAGGCUGGCCUCCCCUUGCCUGGCUUGUGAUUGACGGGAAGCAUCUGGCCAAGCCCCCCAAGGACUGGCACCCUCUGGCCCAAGACACACAGGCUGGGACCGCCUACAUUGAGUAUAAAACCAGCAAAGAAGGCAGCACAGUGGGUGUCACGGUGUCCCAUGCGUCUCUACUGGCGCAUUGCCGGGCACUGACCCAGGCAUGCGGAUAUUCAGAAGCUGAGACAUUAACAAAUGUGUUGGACUUCAAAAGGGAUGCUGGUCUGUGGCAUGGAGUGUUAACAAGUGUCAUGAAUAGGAUGCACGUGGUCAGCAUCCCGUAUGCACUGAUGAAGGUCAAUCCACUCUCCUGGAUUCAGAAAGUGUGUUCCUACAAAGCCCGAGCCGCACUGGUGAAGUCUCGUGACAUGCACUGGUCACUCCUGGCUCAGCGAGGCCAGAGGGACGUCAGUCUCAGCUCCCUGCGCAUGCUGAUUGUGGCCGAUGGCGCCAACCCAUGGUCUAUAUCUUCCUGUGAUGCCUUCCUCAAUGUGUUCCAGUGCAGAGGCCUGAGGCCAGAGGCCAUCUGCCCUUGUGCCUGUUCUCCUGAGGGCCUGACGGUUGCCAUCCGCAGACCACCUGACCUGGGAGGACCUCCUCCAAGAAAAGCUGUCCUGUCAAUGAGUGGCCUGAGCUACGGUGUGAUCAGAGUUGACACUGAAGAGAAGUUGUCAGUCCUGACUGUUCAGGAUGUUGGCCAGGUGAUGCCUGGAGCUAGUGUGUGUGUUGUGAAGAUAGAAGGUACCCCUUAUCUUUGUAAAACUGAUGAAGUUGGAGAAAUUUGUGUGAAUUCCAGUGCAACUGGGACAGCAUACUAUGGGUUGCUUGGAAUCACCAAAAAUGUAUUUGAGACUGUUCCAGUCACUGCAGGAGGAGUCCCUGUCUCUGAGAGGCCUUUCACCAGGACAGGCCUGCUGGGCUUCAUCGGGCCUGAUAACCUGAUCUUCAUCGUGGGCAAACUGGAUGGGCUGAUGAUUGUGGGAGUGCGCAGACAUAAUGCAGAUGAUGUGGUGGCCACUGCCCUGGCCGUGGAGCCCAUGAAGUUUGUCUACAGAGGCAGGAUCGCUGUGUUCUCUGUGACUGUACUGCAUGAUGACCGGAUUGUCCUUGUAGCAGAGCAGCGGCCUGAUGCCUCAGAGGAGGACAGCUUCCAAUGGAUGAGCCGUGUACUACAGGCCAUCGACAGCAUUCACCAGGUGGGCGUGUACUGUCUGGCCCUGGUUCCGGCCAACACCUUGCCCAAGGCUCCUCUUGGAGGGAUUCAUGUUUCAGAAACCAAACAGCGCUUCCUGGAAGGGACCCUGCAUCCAUGUAAUGUGCUGAUGUGCCCACACACCUGUGUCACCAACCUUCCCAAACCUCGUCAGAAGCAACCAGAGGUUGGACCAGCCUCAAUGGUCGUUGGGAACCUGGUUGCUGGAAAGAGAAUUGCACAGGCCUCUGGGAGAGAGCUGGCCCACCUGGAGGACAGUGACCAGGCACGGAAGUUCUUGUUCCUGGCGGAUGUGUUGCAGUGGCGGGCACACACUACCCCUGACCAUGCGCUGUUCCUGCUGCUGAAUGCCAAGGGCACGGUCACCAGCACUGCCACCUGUGUCCAGCUGCACAAAAGGGCUGAGCGGGUGGCUGCCGCUCUGAUAGAGAAGGGCAGACUGGAUGCUGGGGACCACGUAGCUUUGGUCUAUCCCCCAGGGGUGGACCUCAUCGCCGCCUUCUAUGGCUGCCUGUACUGCGGCUGUGUGCCUGUCACUGUGCGGCCCCCACACCCCCAGAACCUCAGCACCACACUGCCCACCGUUAAGAUGAUCGUGGAGGUCAGCAAGUCUGCAUGUGUCCUCACCACGCUGGCCAUCACAAGGUUGCUCAAGUCCAAAGAGGCAGCUGCUGCUGUGGACAUCAGGACCUGGCCAACCAUUCUUGACACAGAUGACAUACCAAAAAAGAAGCUGGCCAGCAUUUUCAGACCAUCCUCCCCAGAUGUGCUCGCAUACUUGGACUUCAGUGUGUCGACCACUGGGAUAUUAGCGGGAGUGAAGAUGUCGCAUUCGGCCACCAGUGCCUUGUGUCGCUCCAUAAAGCUGCAGUGUGAGUUGUACCCCUCUCGGCAGAUCGCCAUCUGCCUGGACCCCUACUGUGGCCUCGGCUUUGCCCUGUGGUGUCUGUGUAGUGUCUACUCAGGACACCAGUCAGUGCUGGUGCCCCCACUGGAGCUGGAGAGCAACGUGUCCCUGUGGCUGUCGGCCGUCAGCCAGUACAAGGCCCGAGUCACCUUCUGCUCUUACUCAGUGAUGGAGAUGUGCACCAAAGGCCUGGGCUCGCAGACGGGUGCCCUCAGGAUGAAGGGUGUGAACUUGUCGUGUGUGCGCACAUGCAUGGUGGUGGCAGAGGAGCGGCCCCGAAUCGCACUGACGCAGUCCUUCUCCAAGCUAUUCAAGGACCUGGGCCUCCCUGCGCGUGCUGUGAGCACCACCUUCGGAUGCAGGGUCAAUGUGGCCAUCUGCCUCCAGGGCACAGCUGGCCCGGACCCCACAACUGUCUACGUGGACAUGCGGGCACUGCGCCAUGACAGGGUACGUUUGGUGGAACGGGGUUCUCCACAUAGUCUGCCGCUGAUGGAGUCUGGAAAGAUCCUCCCUGGGGUGAAGGUCAUCAUCGCACACACUGAAACCAAAGGGCCCCUUGGAGACUCACACUUGGGUGAGAUCUGGGUGAGCAGCCCCCACAAUGCUACUGGGUACUAUACGGUCUAUGGGGAGGAGGCACUUCAUGCUGACCACUUCAGUGCCCGGCUGAGCUUUGGAGACACCCAGACUGUUUGGGCAAGGACUGGCUACCUUGGCUUCCUUCGAAGGACAGAGCUCACUGAUGCCAGUGGAGAGCGACACGACGCGCUGUAUGUUGUUGGGUCUCUGGACGAGACGCUUGAGCUGAGAGGCAUGCGGUACCACCCCAUCGACAUUGAGACAUCUGUGAUCCGAGCUCACAGGAGCAUCGCAGAGUGUGCUGUGUUCACCUGGACCAAUCUGCUGGUGGUGGUGGUGGAGCUGGAUGGUCUGGAGCAGGAUGCCCUGGAUCUGGUGGCACUAGUGACCAAUGUGGUGUUGGAGGAGCACUACCUAGUGGUAGGCGUGGUGGUCAUCGUGGAUCCGGGCGUGAUCCCUAUCAAUUCCCGGGGAGAGAAGCAGCGCAUGCACCUGAGGGACGGUUUCUUGGCCGAUCAGCUGGACCCAAUCUAUGUGGCCUACAAUAUGUGAGCCCCGUGCAGCGGAGCCUAUGGAGGGAGCGAGAGAAGGUGUGAGGCCAGGAGAUGUGGUGUCCCCACCCCUGGAAGAAAGGCGUCCGAUCUUAUUAAGGGUUUCCUCCUUCCUGUGCUUUUACUGAUCCCUCUCAACAGUUCUUCGGCUCCCAUUUUAGAAAACACUUCACACAACUAAAGAAAUAUUUUGGAUCUGCCAAGUACAUUUACAGAAAUAUGAAAGCCAGCAUUUUUUUUAACAAGCAGGAGCUUGAUUGAUUAUAUUUUAUUUUUAUCAUGGUUCUGGGGAUUGAACCCAGAGCCUAGUGCAUGCCAGGCAAGCGCCUACCACUGAGCGACAUGCCCAGCCCUGGAGUGACUGGGAAGAAGAAGAAAGACCUGGUGUGACCUCUUGAGAAGUCACAGAUACCGCAGUUGUUCUCUCCCGUACCGCAAGUUCGCAUUUUUUAAGGCUAAAAAUGACGUUCUUGGUUUCUAAAAUUCAAUUAUUUAUUCCCACCUCAAAUGGCAAGUUUAUGUAUGGAAUUUAUCAUAGACAGGACCUAGAAGCCUCAAGCACAGCUGCCUCCUCUGUUGCACGGGGCAGAGCCAAGCUCAGUAAGACCGGGAAUUAGAGCCCUGCCCUCCCUCCUCUCGCAGUGUGGCUGAGCACAGUGCUGCUUCUUUGCCAGUUCUAUUAUUGAGACAGAUGUGCCAGUUGUCUACAUAUUUUGUCAGAAACACUUAGUGCCAUUUUGGACUGUCAAGUUAGAGGCUUUGUUUCAAAAAGAUAAACUAGCAUCUAGUUUUAAAUCACUCUCCUGCUUAGUUAAAUUGCUACUUUUCAUAACAUUACAGCAUUCUUCUCAUGAAAGUAUACUGAAUGAUUUUGUCCCAGGUCAACAGAUGUGGAAGCACUGGUCCAGGGUUUCCCGACCACCGUGCUGUCCUUGCAUCCCAUAUAGUUGUGGGGGCAGAGGCAGGGAGCCACUGUCCUGUGUUGAUGGUGGAGAUGGUAUCACUCACUCCUCACUGGCUUUUGCAUUUUGAAUUGUGUGCCUAUAAAAUUUGGCAAUCCAUUUUUAGUUAUUUUAUUCAAACUUGACUAAACUAAGUUACCUACUAUUAUACAGAAGUGAAAUUAGAGAAUGUAAAAUCCUUUGGAUACUUCUGAGAAAUUGAAGUCAAGCAUGAAUCUAAAACAGAUUAUUUUUAUAUAGCUAAUUAAGAGUAUGUUAUGAAGUUCUUGGGUUUUUGGGACAUUGAUGGUGGGAAAGGUUAUAAAUCAUGCAUGCUUCACAGAAAACAGCCAGGUUUCUCUGGAAUUAGCCUGGAUCAGUGCCUAUCAUAGCUGUUAGUUCACAGCAGGUCUGGCCAGCUGGGCCAACUCCUAUCUUACCCUGGUUUGGCUACAGAUAGCACUGUGUGCAGUAGCCCUGUUUGUCCAUGGCAUUAGACUGUGGUGUAGUAUGUUGAACAGGCUGAAAUUCUAAUAAUCCUGUUGUAAUUAUGUACAGAAUCCAUGUAACAUAUUGUUUGGCAUACAGAGAUUUUCACAGUGGACUAAUGGACAUUCUUUACAAUAGAGUGGCUGAGAAGAAAACAGAACUACCUAACCCCCGGUCUUCUACCUAACCCCAAUCUUCACGUUGUAGUUUUUUUAGUGAACAAAAAUUGUAAACUUUUUAUAUUGAAGGGUCAGUGGAAGUAAGACACUAUCUGGUAAAUUAAGAUUUUAGGAAGUGUACUAAAAUGUAUUGAAAUUAUUCUCUGGGAAUUAUGUCUAUCACACUAAAAUAUUUUAUAUCAUUAUAUUAAUAAAAGUUAUUGACUGUUUGUAAUCCUGCAUUUUGAAAUGUGUGAAAGGUUUUAAAAAUUACUCCAAAUAAGAUGUCUUUUAAUUAUUUCUUUCAGACUAUAAAAGCAGUUAUGCUUAUAGCAUAAAAUCUAGAAAGCACAUUAAAGUGUAAGGAAGAAAGUAAAAAGCCUAUAAUCUUAUCUCUAAUAACAGCAUUAAUAUUGACAUAAAUAUUCUCAGGGAUUUACUUUUUCCUUUAAAAUUUUUUUUUACAAAAUUAGGAUCAUAUACAUAUUUUAUAACCUGCUUUUGUACUCAAUAAAUUGCAGACUGUUAAAGUUGUUACAUAUACUCUUUACAUGUGUUAAUGACUCCACCUGCAGGUAUGCCUCGACUCUUGCCAUACACCAGUGUUAUUUCAGCAUCAUCUGGUGGACAUCCUCUUAGAUGUAUUUUUUUCACUUCCAGACUACAACGACCACCUUGGGCUCUGUUCUCACACCUGUGUGGAUGGGUCAGUCUGUGCCAAGGGUUUUGGGUUCCCACUGUCCUCAAGAAGGCAGUGUGGAAGAGGCCUCUUUCAGUAGUGCUGGCAAUGAACUUUUGUUCAGGAUUAAAGUUAGAUGCUGAAUUGUUUUCAUGUAUUUCUCAUGACCAUUUUUAUUUCUAACUAGAUGCGUUCUGUUCAGAUUUGGCAGUUCUUAUGCUCAAGUUUUUGUUUUGUUUUGCUUUACUGAUUUGUAGAAGCUAUUUUAUACUAAGAAUAUAAAAAAUAGUGCAUAUUUUU
Molecule: messenger RNA, 7302 nt
Organism: Chinchilla lanigera (long-tailed chinchilla)
Lineage: Eukaryota; Metazoa; Chordata; Mammalia; Rodentia; Chinchillidae
Gene: Dip2a
Product: disco-interacting protein 2 homolog A
Cellular component (GO): cell surface
Source: RefSeq, a predicted model, not a curated record